This is a messenger RNA of Apus apus (common swift), 2271 nucleotides long. RefSeq names its product NMD3 ribosome export adaptor (gene NMD3). NCBI's taxonomy places the organism in Eukaryota, Metazoa, Chordata, Aves, Apodiformes, Apodidae. Bases 33 to 1547 code for a protein of 504 amino acids. The transcript is spliced from 15 exons. Gene Ontology annotation, cellular component: cytoplasm; nucleus. Gene Ontology annotation, molecular function: ribosomal large subunit binding. Gene Ontology annotation, biological process: ribosomal large subunit export from nucleus. The record is from RefSeq and is a predicted model, not a curated record.
CUCAGGCCCGGAACCGGGGCCGCGGGUCGGCCAUGGAGUACCUGGGCGGCCCGGCGGGCCCGGCGCGGCGCGGCGUCCUGUGCUGCCAGUGCGGCGUGCCCAUCCCGCCCAACCCGGCCAACAUGUGCGUGGGCUGCCUGCGGGCCCGGGUGGACAUCACCGAGGGCAUCCCCAAGCAGGGCACCCUGCACUUCUGCAAGCAGUGCGAGAGGUAUCUCCAGCCUCCAGGAACCUGGAUUCAGUGUACCUUAGAAUCAAGAGAGCUUCUCGCCCUGUGUCUUAAAAAAAUCAAAGCCUCGCUGAGCAAGGUCCGGCUGGUCGAUGCAGGCUUUAUUUGGACUGAACCCCAUUCUAAGAGACUGAAGUUGAAACUGACUGUUCAGAAAGAGGUCAUCAAUGGAGCAGUUCUUCAGCAAGUGUUUGUGGUGGAAUAUAUUGUCCAGUCUCAAAUGUGUGAAGACUGUCAUAGGAUUGAAGCCAAAGAUUUCUGGAAAGCUGUAGUGCAAGUCAGACAAAAGACUCUGCACAAGAAGACUUUCUACUAUUUGGAGCAGCUGAUUUUAAAACACAGGCUUCAUCAAAAUACACUUCGCAUCAAGGAAAUCCAUGAUGGCCUGGAUUUUUACUAUUCUUCAAAGCAGCAGGCCCAGAAGAUGGUAGACUUUCUUCAGUGUACAGUUCCAUCUAGAUCAAAAUCAUCCCAGCGUUUGAUCUCACAUGAUAUUCAUAGCAAUGUCUACAAUUACAAAAGCACUUUCUCUGUGGAAAUAGUCCCAAUAUGCAAGGACAAUGUAGUCUGUCUGUCACCAAAACUGGCACAGAGUCUUGGCAACAUGAGCCAGAUCUGUGUGUGCAUCAGAGUAACAAGCACCAUCCACCUCAUCGAUCCCAGCACUCUGCAGAUUGCUGAAAUUGAUGGAAAUACCUACUGGCGCCACCCCUUCAAUAGCCUGUUCCACCCCAAACAGCUGGAGGAGUUUAUUGUUAUGGAUAUCAACAGGGUGCACGAAAAGAAGAAAGGUGCAGGUGCAGGGGCAAGAUCAAACAAGCACACACUGGCUGAAGCCUGGGUACGGAAAACGUCGGAGCUGAACACAGACCAUCAGUAUUUCUGCUCUACUCACUUGGGGCACAUCCUGAAUCCUGGCGACCUGGUCUUGGGAUUCGACUUGGCAAACUGCAACUUAAAUGAUGAGUUUGCCAAUAAGAUGAACCCACACACUAUUCCUGAUGUGGUGUUAAUAAAGAAGAGCUACGACCGUACCAAGCGUCAGCGGCGCAGAAACUGGAAGCUGAAGGAGCUGGAAAGGGACAGGGAAGGCACGGACACAGACGAUGAAAGACAAUACCAGGACUUCCUUGAAGAUCUCGAAGAAGAUGAAGCCAUAAGGAAGAAUGUCAACAUUUACAGAAAUGCAGAUAUUCCAGUGGAGAGUGACACGGAUGAUGAUGGAACCCCACGAAUCAGUCUGGCUGAAAUGCUUGAGGAUCUCCAUAUUUCCCAGGAUGCCACUGGUGGGGAGGGAGCCAAUAUGAUGACAGAAUAAUUCAUUAAUGCAAUAAAUAUUCCUUUGGUGAGGAAAAAAAUAUCUAAAACAUCAGUGCUCACAUGAAUGUGAAAAGUAAUGUGAUAACUACCACUGUACCUCUUAAUAAUGGGCCUGAAUUCAUAAUUUAUAUAUAAUCUACAGCAAUUAAAGUUAACUUUCUGGUGCAAGCUUUGCAAUGUAAGUUCCAGAAGUUCCUCCCAUCCCUGAGUGCUCUCUCCUUGCAACUUCUGCAGUGUAAAGACCAACUGGCUAACUUCAGGGUUGUGUUUUGGAAGUAGUAAUUGUGUUGUACUGAAGACAGCUGAUAAGAAAGGAUGUCCAGAGGGAGAGAUUUGAUCUAGUUUGCUAGAUUUGUAGGUAGAACACCUACCUACUGCUUCUUGCUUUCAUUUCCUCACAUGGGAAGGAUUUUUCCUGGGCUAAUCUUUUGCAUACAAUGAUUUGAAGUGUUUUAUGAUGUUGCUGGAUUAUUCCAUAUAAGAAUAUCUGGGAGAAGUUCAAGAAUGUAUGUAUCUUGUGUUCCUUUGGUAGGGGAACCCCAAAUACACAUGUUGUGUACACAAAAAAAACUUCCCUGUAAAUUCAUCAGAAAGACUGGACAUUUCUGUUCAGUGUAACAAAUAUUGUACUCUCUUCCAUGCCUGUAUUGGUAGAUCACAAGCAAUCUGCAUAAUGUCUAAUUGGUACACCAAGUAUGAGCUAUUAAAAAACUAUACAGUGA